Messenger RNA from Botrytis deweyae, 1464 nucleotides. RefSeq lists its product as uncharacterized. The record is from RefSeq and is a predicted model, not a curated record. The coding region runs from base 1 to 1464 and encodes 487 amino acids. Lineage: Eukaryota; Fungi; Ascomycota; Leotiomycetes; Helotiales; Sclerotiniaceae. The transcript has 6 exons.
AUGGCGGAAGAUCGAGGUCCUGAAAUUGCUGUUAUUAUUUGUGUCUUUAUGGGACUUUCGUGGCUAUUCGUUUCUCUUAGGAUUAUUGUCCGUUUGUUCAUCACGAAAUCUUGGAGUUUUGAUGAUUCUUUGCUUACGGUGUCACUCUUUCUAUACACUCUCUAUGGCACAGCAGGCUUACAAUCUGUAAGGUUCGGGAAUGGACAACAUACCGAUCAGAUUUCACGUGAAGAUCUCCCCAUAGCUCUCCAGGUAUGGUGGUUUGACGAAAGCCUUUAUGCCCUCACAACCCUUUUUGUCCGCCUCUCGAUCUCUGUAUUUCUUCUCAGAUUAUCCACUCGCUCACUGCAUAAGAGCAUCAUCUACGCAACCCAAGCCUCUGUCAUUAUUUUUACCAUAAUUUUCAUUGUUCUCGUUUUUUGUCAAUGCACCCCAUUUGACUAUUUCUGGAAGCAAUAUGAAGGUGCAACAGGCUCCUGCAUAGAUAGCAGCAUAGUUCCAGCAGCCAGCGUAGCACAUUCCGUUAUAGGAUUUACUGUGGACUGGACGCUUGGUCUCUUGCCUAUCUGGGUUAUGUGGGAUUCGAAGAUGAGUAUGAAGGCCAAACUCUCUAUCUCCGGUGUUCUUUCUCUUGGUUUACUAGCUGGAAUCGCAACAAUAAUACGUAUACCCUUUCUCAAAGACGUGCCGAUCACGAAUGAUUUUCUGUACGCAACCACAGAUAUAGCUAUCUGGUCCACAAUUGAGCCCGGACUCGGAAUAAUUGCAUUCAGUGGUGCGACUCUCCGCCCUCUUCUCCGUCUCUUCUUCCCCAAAGCUUUCUCUUCACUUUGUCCCAAUGCAUCUCUCGGUCAAAUCCAACCAUACAGAACUGCCUAUACAGAAAGACCAAAUUAUAUAUAUAAUAUGAAUCUCAUGGCCAAUAAACGAGCUUCUACAUAUCGAGAUUCAAAUUCUACAUAUACGGCUUUUGAUGAAGAUUCGAGGGUUUCGAGUUUUACGUCGUUUACUUGCAGCACUCUUUUGGAUAGUGCAAGAAGUUCUAGAAGCACACUUGGCAUGGGUCGAGGGAGAAUGGGGAGCGUCGGCGUGAUGGGAGGAUUGAAGAUGUCGGGGUUUGGCAUCAUGGAGGUGGAUGAGGAAUUUUUUUGUGAGGGGGAAUCGGGAGAUAAGAAGAGAGAGAAGAAAGCGGGGGUACAUGUUACGGUUGAAGAGCUUCCGGAUGAAAACAUGGAGGGUACAGAGGUGGAGAUGAGAAGCAAAACAAAGUCGAUGACGGAAAUAGAGGAGAUGAAGUGGCCUCUCGGUAGUGGGAGUGUGUGUUUGAGUAUGAGGAAUUUGACGAACGAUGUAUAUGAAAAUAGGGAGUGGCCGUUGAGGCCGAGGAGUGAUAGUGUGAGGACUUUGGUCAAUUCAAGGUGUUCUUCUAUGGGGCCCAUUGGGAAUGUAAGAGACAUGGUUUAG